Messenger RNA from Penicillium daleae, 1290 nucleotides. RefSeq lists its product as uncharacterized. Lineage: Eukaryota; Fungi; Ascomycota; Eurotiomycetes; Eurotiales; Aspergillaceae. The record is from RefSeq and is a predicted model, not a curated record. The coding region runs from base 1 to 1290 and encodes 429 amino acids. The transcript has a single exon.
AUGACUCUGCUAUCCAAUCUCGAAGCCCUUCACCGCCGUCAGGGACGUUCACCUGCCUCCCAGGCUGGGGAUGGCCAGAACGCCCAGCAAGAGGCGUCACCAGUGGCACAAGCAACCGUCUCUGCUCAUUCCACAGCAGGAGAGGGCUAUUCUCUCUCUCAUUCUAAUAGCCACCUUGGCCAUGGACCCAACUCUUUCGAUGUCCGUACUCUAAUUCCUCCGCACCCCGUGGAUUGGUCUGCUAUGCAUCGGAUCAUCGCCGCCAGAGCCCGCGAGGCAAGUUUGACCCAGAGACAGGCUUCUCGCCUCUCUGUUGACUGGGAUCUCAACGGCCUUGAACGCGGAACCACCCGUCCCACUCUGCCUUCUUCAGAGCAAACUUCUCAGGAGCAAGUUCAUCCUGCCGAUUUGGACGAGACCUCUCGUCAGGCCAGAAUCUCUGUGGACUCUACUCCAGAUAUCACUACUCAACAUCCUUUCAACACCACAUCUCGUCUCCAGUCUCACUUCGGAGACUCUACCACAUCUCGAACUCUAACUGUCUCACGCAGAGCCAACGUCUCUACAGGCUCUACUCCGGAUAUCACUACUCAUCAUCCUUUCAACACCACAUCUCGUCUCCAAUCUCACCUCGGAGACUCCACCGCAUCCCGAGCUCAAAACGUCUCACGCAGAGCCCAAGUGGACUUCCAUAUUGCUCGUCCUACUUUGCGAACUCAGUUCACCCUCCCUUCGACUCUCUUGGAGCACCAGUUGGACGAUAAUCCUGUUCUUGGUCGAAUGAUGGAGUUCAUCCAGAACGGCUCGAAUCAGAAGUCCAAGAAAAACAACAUUGGGGAUUCCGCUCAGCCUGAUCAACUCGAUCCGAAUACGAUGGCAACCUCAUCGUCAGACUUCACGCAGAACGCGAACCCUCCUGUUUCUCCUGCCCACGAACAUAUCAACACCGAAGACAAUAACGGUGAUCACUUGGACUCGCUCAGCAACCUUGAUAAUGCGGGAGACAUCCACGGACUGGGUUAUGGAUACGGAUAUCACGUUUCGCUGACAAACGAGGAAACCUUCUUUGAUGACGCAUUUUCAUCUGUGAUGCAAGACUUUACUACUGGGGAUUCGGAGACCCCAUGCGAUGACCCGCCGUUCGCAACCCACCCUCUUCUGCCAGAAGGAACUGAGAUUCACCAAGACGAGCCUCUACACCAUGACACUAAUGAGGCUGCGGAGGAUACCGAGAUUCCAUUUGAGGAGGCAUUUGGGGAUAUCAUUGAUAUGAGCAUGUUCACGGAUUGA